Echinops telfairi (small Madagascar hedgehog) is the source of this 809-nucleotide messenger RNA. It is a transcript of the gene NDUFB11, whose product is annotated as NADH:ubiquinone oxidoreductase subunit B11. The transcript has 3 exons. Lineage: Eukaryota; Metazoa; Chordata; Mammalia; Afrosoricida; Tenrecidae. The record is from RefSeq and is a predicted model, not a curated record. The coding region runs from base 75 to 707 and encodes 210 amino acids.
CCCGCUCUUCCCAACAAGGCAACCAACGUAUUGAGCAGCAAGGCAUUUCGCAGCUUCGGCGACAAGAUAAGAGAAUGCGUCAGGAAGGCAUGACUGGCGGCGGGAGCAAGCUGCUUCCCGCCAGACCUGUGGGACCUAGUGAGCGCAUUAGGGGCGGAGCAAACCGGGAUCGCUCGCGAGUUCGCAGCUGCGCAGAAUCGCAUUUCCGUCUCCGCCUCCGAGCCACUGCAGAGCCAUCUGUCAUGGCGGCGGCGCUCUUGGGAUUGUGCGCUCGCCGCUGUUUGGCGGCCACAGCGACGCGAGGGCUCCCGGCUGUCCGCGUCCGCUGGGAAUCCAGCGCCUCUAGGGGUGUGGUUGCUCCGCCCGCCAUGGUGGGGAAACGGCCACCGGAACCGACGCUGCGCUGGCAGGAGGAUCCGGACCCCGAGGACGAAAACCUCUAUGAGAAGAACCCAGACUUCCAUGGUUAUGAUGAGGAUCCUGUUGUGGACCUCUGGAACAUGCGAGUCGUCUUCUUCUUUGGCGUCUCCAUUGUCCUAGUCCUUGGCAGCACCUUUGUGGCUUACCUGCCUGAUUACAGGAUGCGUGAGUGGGCUCGCAGGGAAGCUGAGCGGCUUGUGAAGUACCGAGAGGCCAAUGGCCUCCCCAUCAUGGAAUCCAAUUACUUCGACCCCAGCAAGAUCCAGCUGCCAGAGGAAGAGGACUGAUGGGUUGCCAAGGGGGGCUCAGGAAUCCCCACCCUCCCCACCCCUCUGUCUGCCUUCCUGCCCAUUCCUCAGAGCACCUAAUUAAAGAGACCGAAAAUCUGA